Messenger RNA from Vespa mandarinia (Asian giant hornet), 1017 nucleotides. RefSeq lists its product as uncharacterized. NCBI's taxonomy places the organism in Eukaryota, Metazoa, Arthropoda, Insecta, Hymenoptera, Vespidae. The record is from RefSeq and is a predicted model, not a curated record.
GUCCUAUUCUAAAUAAGUAUUGUGAUUUAAAGUUUUAUUAUGUCAUAAAAUUUUAGUUAAGUCGUAAUUAAUAAAUGUCCGUGUAUAUUUGACAUAGCGAUUCGAUUGGGAUUUUAAAUUAAUAUUUUUUCUGUUUUUUUUCCAUACCAACAAUGCAAAUUUCUCGUAUCAACAAACUAGAAUUGUUUUCCGUAAUUUUUCGAGGUUAUGGAACUCACAGAUCACACAAAUACUACGAGAUAUUAGAAGUUUCACCAGAUUGCUCGCAAAAAGAAAUAAGAAGAUCCUUUAUUGCGUUAUCGAAAAAAUUUCAUCCUGAUAUCAUGGGAAAAGAGGGACAUGAUAAAUUUGUAGCAUUGCAAGAAGCUUACAAUGUUCUCAGCAAGGAACAUACAAGAAAACAAUAUGACAUGAGUUUAAAAUAUAAUACUUAUUCUUCAUUUUAUCCUGACUAUAAUCCAAAAGCAGACCAUUAUCAUGUUUACAGAUCACGUAGAGAAUGGGAAGAGCAUAUGGCAAGAGGAAAUUGGCAACCAAAUUACAAUAAUAAAGAACAAAAAAAUAUAAAUUCUGAAUUAUUAAUUUAUACUAUAUUUGGGAUAUUUUUAAUAAUUUUUCAAUUGAUAAUUGUACAACAAGGAUUACUUAGUAGAAUUGAUCUAAUGCAAAUAAAAUAUCAAAAAGAAUAUAACGCAAUACGACAAAAGGUGAAAAAUCUUACGUUUGAAGAGCAGAUGGAUCUUGUGAAAGAAAAAAUGAGGAUAUACGAGGAAGAAGUGAAUAGAAGAAAAUUUGAUGAUAAGAAGUAAAUAUAUUAUUUUAGAAAGAGUCAUUACAAUAGUUGAUCGUACAAAUAUUAUUAUAUAGUUUAAAGAAUACAUUCGUAUUGUUAACUUGUGAUACUAUAUAUAAAUUAUAAUGCAAGAUAUCUGAUAUAUGUAGUAUACAUAGCAAAAUUCAUGAAUACACAAAAGUGUUUAUGAACUAAUGAGUCUAUAAAUGUAUAUUUACACGUAA